ACACACUGCCCGUGCGUCUAGAUACUAAACAGUGUCCGCGCAUGAACAUGGAAAUCGCCACAGUAAACGGUCUUCCUUAUGAGGAUUUUGUGAAUAUUUUCGGCAAUGUGGUGGAGAAAUGCCCCAUUAUAACAGCCGCUGUGUGGUCAAGGCGUCCCUUUGUGAACAUGAGUUCUUUAGAGGCUGCUAUCAGUGAGUUCAUUGAUGCUCUGCCAGAAUCAGGUAAAGAGGGGAUCCUCAGGUGUCACCCGGACCUCGCUGGCAGGGACCUCCAGAGUGGCACCUUGACACCGGAGUCACGCGAGGAGCAGGCAGGAGCCGGAAUGGAUGGGCUGGACUCCACGGAGCUUUUACGCAUGGCUCGGCUCAACGAGGAGUACAAGGUGCGCUUUGGAUUCCCAUUUGUCAUCUGCGCCAGGAUGAAUGACAAGGCGACCAUCUUACAGCAGCUGUCCGAGCGGCUCAGGAACGAGCGCGCGAUGGAGAGGGCGCGUGGCAUAGAGGAGGUGAAGAAGAUAUGCCGUCUGCGUCUCCAAGGUCUCGUGCUCAUUGACGCACAGAAUAAAUUAUGAUAUUGGACGUUGUGCCAGAUUUACCACUUCGAUGUAAAGACUGAUGCUGCUGACAUGUCUUUAUAGGCUGUGAUAUUUGGUUUAUUCCAAAUGUAUUAUGCAUUAUUCAUUCAUCAUACUGUACAAUGAAUUAUUCAAACAUGUGGAUCAGUUAUUCUAAUUUAACAAUAAGACAUUAUAUAACCUAUAGGCUUAUAUAUACACAAGUGAACAUCAAUAACCUAAUAUAACAAUUUUUAGCAGUAAUGUACGCAUAUGUACAUUCAUAAAGCUCAUUGUACACUACUGACAUGUCUCAGAUGAAAAAGAAGGCACUUAAAAACUCUUGCAACCACA
Scomber japonicus (chub mackerel) is the source of this 908-nucleotide messenger RNA. RefSeq names its product ureidoimidazoline (2-oxo-4-hydroxy-4-carboxy-5-) decarboxylase (gene urad). The transcript has 2 exons. Bases 42 to 572 code for a protein of 176 amino acids. The record is from RefSeq and is a predicted model, not a curated record. Gene Ontology annotation, molecular function: carboxy-lyase activity. Gene Ontology annotation, biological process: allantoin metabolic process. NCBI's taxonomy places the organism in Eukaryota, Metazoa, Chordata, Actinopteri, Scombriformes, Scombridae.